Molecule: messenger RNA, 2832 nt
Organism: Aspergillus bombycis
Lineage: Eukaryota; Fungi; Ascomycota; Eurotiomycetes; Eurotiales; Aspergillaceae
Product: pyruvate decarboxylase
Exons: 6
Coding region: 1-2832 (943 amino acids)
Molecular function (GO): thiamine pyrophosphate binding; carboxy-lyase activity; magnesium ion binding
Source: RefSeq, a predicted model, not a curated record
AUGGAGGAGUUCGGAAUCCAUGACUACUUUGUCGUACCUGGAGACACUAACCUGACCCUCCUCGAUAAUCUCGUAGAAAACCCACGUUUACGAAUGGUUCAAUGUUGCAACGAGCUGAACACGGGAUACGCUGCAGACGGCUAUGCACGUACCUCGGAGGUGAAAGCAGCAGCGGUUGUCAUCCCAUACAUAGUCGGAGGUCUAUCUAUCCUGAACGCCAUAUCGGGUGCCUGUUCAGAGCGACUUAAGGUCAUCGUUCUAUCGGGCUGUCCACCGACUAGCAUAUUAAACGGGGGUAAAGUAACGCAUCAUACACCGUCGCCCUCGAAUAAGGACCAGGCCCUUCACGCUUUUCAAGGAGUGACAGCUGCGUCAGUACGCGUUGAUACUGCGGAGUCCGCGACAGAUGUGAUUGAUGAUGCCAUCACUAAGUGUAUUCAGCAAUCACUACCAGUAUACAUCGAACUUCCGAACGACAUUGCCGGCGCCCCAUGUCCUUUCCCGAUACCCUUAACCCCGAAGGUAGAGGAGGCGACCCAGACACACAAAGACGGCGAGGCCUUAGAGGCGGUGACAAAUCUAUGGAACUCCUCUCACAGACCAGUAUUACUUCUUGGAAGUCAAGCACAAGUGUCGCUUUCGCGAGAUACCAUCCAAUACCUUGCUGAGAAGCUUGGUUGCCCCGUCUUGUGCCAACCAGACGGGCGUUGGAUAUCAGAACCCCAUCCCCAGUAUUGGGGCGCUUUCUGGCCAGGGUUACUCAACCCCGAAGGAGAGAAACUUGUUCUGAGCUCUGAUCUUUGGCUAGCGCUAGGAGUCUCCUGGUCGGACAUACAUACUCCCUCCAUCGACGCGAAAAAGGAGAGUCACCGUUUGAUCAGUUUCCAAUAUGGUAGGGUGGAAUUGCCGGAAGGCAAAGUGAUUGCCCCGAUAAGCGUUAGUAAGUUGGUCUCCGCAAUGAUUGACAGCACCAGUAUCCGCCCAGCAGAAUCUCUUCCUAGUUCCAGGCCGAGUCACCUCGCUAGCAUCCAAGCCGAAAUCAAAACUUCCGAUGAUGCGUUGACAGUGCGAAAUUUGCUAUCUGGUAUUCAGAGUUUGGUGCAGGAGGACUCCACAUUGGUUGCCGAUUCCGGCGAUGCAUGGUUUGCUGCGAGCCAUAUCCAACUGCCAGCUGGAGUGGACCUCCACAUGCAAAUUCCCUAUGCAUCGAUCGGAUGGAGCGUGCCAGCAACCCUUGGCGCUCAAGUAGCUCGUCCUUAUGGUCGUGUUGUUCUGAUGGUAGGCGAUGGUGCAUUUCAAAUGACGGCCCAAGAGAUAGGCACAAUGAUCCGGAUGAAACUCAACCCGAUCAUUUUGCUGUUCAAUAAUCUGGGAUACAAGACUGAGACUGCAGUGCAUGAAGGCCCAUAUAACUAUAUCGCUAACUGGGACUAUACCAAGCUGGCUACCUCGUUCCUCGACAAGCCCCAUGCGCAACCUUCUAACCCAUAUGCGACGGAGCACUCAGAGCUGGAUGCAAUGCCCAUGUUUGCCGAGAAAAUAGAGACUCAGGCAGACCUCCUGCGGGCAAUAGAGAGGGUCUCCACAGAGAGCGACAAGCUUGCGUUCUUGGAGUGUUGUAUCCAGCCAGACGAUAUGACGCCAGAGCUGCGAACCUUGGGAGAGAAGGUGUCGAAAGGGUCUACCUCGACGCGACAUAGCUCACAAAGCACUCAAUCACACGCAAUAUCCUCGGCUACAGACCUAAGGGCUUUCCUACUAGUAGCAGAUAUGAGUGACGCACAAGACUCUGACCGUGAAGACCUGCCCUCUUCAUAUGGUCGAGACUAUGAUACGUUUGUCCAGGAGACCGCUAGAAUUCGCAAGCUUUACGAGGCUGGAGUUCCUUUUUUCACCAAAGAACAGCUCCGUGACCUUAGUAGGCAGCUUAAAGAAGCAGAAACCUCUGAAACGCGAGAGAUACUCAUUACGGGGUUAGAGGGCACUCAAGAAACUUUUGAAGUCAGAACUGGCGUCACCAGGGCUGGGUCGGAACCCGGCACUGAAUGGGUUCUCAAGGCACCAGCCAUCGAAUACCGCACUUUUGGGUUCCUCACCUCGUACAGGGCGUACCAGAUGGAUGGGUAUAGUGACCUCAGUCUAAGGGUCCUCCACUACAUGGAGUUACGCGACGAAGUCACGAAAGAGUUACGGCCUGGGUUCCGCUACGUAGUGGAUUCGGUCCAGGCAAUCGAGGAGUCUUUUACAACUUGCAUCCAGACCUGGGAAGCCAGUGAGUCAUAUAAGCAACUGCAGAAAAUCGUGGAAUCGCGUGAGAACCUUCCUCCAAUCACAAAGAUAGUUGCCCUCGCGUUAGGCACUAUGCAGCCUCGUUCCACUGAGAAUUGGGACCAUCGGCCUGAGUAUCAGCAUGCCUUGAUCUUGACAUUGCAUCGCAUCGUGAGUAACUGCCAGGGAGAGACAGCCGACAAAAUCGAAUGCUUCGCACAAGACCCUGCCUACACGGUUAUUGACAAGUCAAUUCUCGAGAGAUACGAUGUUACUAUUCUCGACGAUCCAGAUGCUUUCGUGGAGAUUGAUGAUUCUACUAUUGUCUUGACCUUCGCGCCGGAUGUGCCCGUGAGACAAAUCGUUGCUGAUAUUGCCCGACCUGCAAUGAUGAUUUGGAAUACAUGCGAGGAUGAGAUAUGGUUGCAUAACGGUCGUGAGCAGUUCAUGACGGAUCCCUUCUCUCCACGGCUGAGAAAUAUGAUGAAGGCCUAUGACCGGGUCGAGUUCUUGAGUGAUGAGGAGAGGUUUGGCGAGGUGGCGAUCUUUAUUCGGCGUAACUGA